AUAGGAGUGCAGACAUUAUAAGUGCAGUGAAAGUGUAGUAAGAGGAAAUACAAAUAGGUCUAUACAAACUCACAUAGUCUGAAUUAUCCGGACAUAUUUAUCUAGGCAUGUUUGGUCUAACUUAUCCUAACUUAAAUCUUACAAUUUCUUGUUCUAAUUGAGACAAAUGACUGGCAUGUUAAACUUUUUACACUUACCUAGUUAGGCUACUUUUACCUACAUAGUGGGCCAAUGAUAUAUUGCUUCUAAAAUUGAUAAAUCCAAAUUCCAAGUAGCUAACAUAUUUCUACAUGUUAAACAAAGAAAUGUGUACAUUAGGAAAAUAGAUGAAAUAUCACAACGUUUGGUAAAUAAUGCCUACAUUGUUUUCCCAAGAAGCCAUCAGAUUAGCCUACUUUCCCUCAAACAAUGUUCACCCUCCCUGCGCAUACAGCUGUCUGCGCAACGACUCCGCAGCCAUGACGCGUAUGAAUGUUUUCCGGCAGUCAUCUACAACCAUAGACAGUACAACACGUAUUUGUGUAUCAGCACGUCCAUCUGGCUGACUGUAAUGUUCCAUUCAGAAGCCUAUGGGCUUAAUGGCAGUAGUAUAUUUUGAGGGCCGUGCUUCACAUCAAAUGGCAGCCGUUGUCUGGGUGCAGAUAACUGUAAGCUUUUUCGUAUUUUUACUAUCAGCACCGAGUCAAGCCGCUCGGCUCUACACCGAAGAUGAUCCAGUGACUAUACUGACCACCGACACACUGAAGCAGAAUGUUCACAACUCUUCAACAGCUUGGCUGGUCCAGUUUUAUUCAUCGUGGUGUGGUCAUUGCAUCCAGUACUCGCCGACCUGGAAAGCCCUGGCGGGAGAUGUCAAAGACUGGGAACAGGCCAUCCGCAUCGGAGUACUGGACUGCGCUCAUGAGAAGAACUUUGACAUCUGCAAGGAGUUUGAGAUCCACUUUUACCCCACCUUUAGGUAUUUCAAAGCACAUGGCAGCAACACUGAUGUCGGCAAAACAUACAGAGGUCCCGACCGUGAGCUUCAGACCGUUAGACAGCUGAUGGUGAACUUCCUGCAGAACCACACAAAGCAGGACUGGCCCUCUCACUGCCCUCCUCUAGAACCCUACAGUUCGGAGGACAUUCUGACAUUACUGGGACACAAGUCGGAGCAGUACACAGCUGUUAUCGUUGAGGAUGCCGAUUCCUACGUGGGGCGGGAGGUGAUCCUGGACUUGAUGCCUUAUCAGGGUGUGGGCGUCCGGCGAGUGCUGAGCUCGGACAAGCUGCUCAUGGAUCGGCUGGGUGUGACCGACGUGCCUGCUGCCUACCUCUUACACCCCAACGGCACGCACGGCCUUAUGGACGCUCAGAAGAGGCUACGGUUCUUCUUCUCCUCCUUCCUCAAGCUCCUCCCUGGCGUCCACAGACAAAACUCCGCCUUCCUCCAGAACUCCGCCCACUCUUCCAGCAAUGGCCACAAACCCACCGAGGAGUGGAAAGAGUUUGAGAAGUCCAAGGUGUACAUGGCUGAUCUGGAGUCAGGCUUGCACUACCUGCUGCGGGUCGAGCUGGCCACACACCACACUCUGGAGGGGGAGGAGCUUAAGGCCUUUAAAGACUUUGCCACCGUCGUUGCCAAGCUGUUCCCAGGCAGGCCCUCGGUGGUGAAGCUCCUGGAGACGCUGCUGGAGUGGGCUGUCAGCCUGCCGCUGGACAAGAUCCCGUACGACGCCGUGCUCGACCUCGUCAACAACAAGAUGAGGAUCUCCGGGUUGUUCCUGAGUGACCGCGUCCAGUGGGUCGGCUGCCAGGGCAGCAGCGUGGCGUUGAGGGGGUACCCCUGCUCCCUCUGGAUGCUGUUCCACGUGCUGACUGUACAGGCCGCCAAACGCCCUGACGCCCUGGCCAACACAGCUCUCGAGGACGACCCGCAAGCUGUGCUGCAGACCAUGCGCAGGUACAUCACCACCUUCUUCGGCUGCCAGGAGUGCGGCCGCCAUUUUGAGGAGAUGGCCCAGGAGUCCAUGGGGGCCAUCAAGACGACUGACGAAGCCGUUCUCUGGCUCUGGAGGAAGCACAACCAGGUCAACCGCCGACUGGCAGGCUCCAUGAGUGAGGACCCUCUGUUCCCCAAGACGCAGUGGCCGACCCCUGACCUGUGCCCCACCUGCCAUGAGGAACGCAGCGGCAUCCACGUCUGGAACGAGCCCACCGUGCUCGACUUCCUCAAACGCCACUACGGCUCCGCCAACAUCUCCCCCAAGUACACCCUCCAGCCCGCUCCGCCCGCUCCCCCCAAAGACCCCGCCCCCCCCGAUGCCCCCAACGCAGACGCAGACGCCGACUCCAACAUUCCCGCUCCCGAGGCCCCUGCCCAGCCCGGCCCAGCACAGCCCCCCCUGGAUGUCCUCCCUCGGCCAGAGAGCCUGGGGAACCACAGCGAGUCUCAGCUCCAGGUGCAGCCCCGGCGGGAGCUCCAGCGUGCGCAGCGGCAGGUGCAGGGGCAGGGCGUGGGGGCCCAGAGGGAGCCGCGUGUGGGGCCUAGCGUCAGCUUCCUGGCCCUGGGGUUCUCCAGCGUGGACAUGAGCCUGUGCGUGCUGCUCUACGCCGCCUCCUGCGUCUUCCUCAUGUUCAUGUUCUUCUUCUUCUUCCAUGUAAAAGACAAGACCAUCUUCAGAUGA
Molecule: messenger RNA, 2666 nt
Organism: Alosa alosa (allis shad)
Lineage: Eukaryota; Metazoa; Chordata; Actinopteri; Clupeiformes; Clupeidae
Gene: qsox2
Product: quiescin Q6 sulfhydryl oxidase 2
Biological process (GO): protein folding
Cellular component (GO): Golgi membrane
Molecular function (GO): flavin-dependent sulfhydryl oxidase activity; protein disulfide isomerase activity
Source: RefSeq, a predicted model, not a curated record